Molecule: messenger RNA, 1414 nt
Organism: Tripterygium wilfordii
Lineage: Eukaryota; Viridiplantae; Streptophyta; Magnoliopsida; Celastrales; Celastraceae
Product: mitogen-activated protein kinase kinase 2-like
Exons: 8
Coding region: 87-1187 (366 amino acids)
Biological process (GO): protein phosphorylation
Cellular component (GO): cytoplasm
Molecular function (GO): protein serine/threonine kinase activity; ATP binding
Source: RefSeq, a predicted model, not a curated record
GUUCAUUUUGGCCACAGACAGGACUACUAGGCUUCUAGUUUUCUCCAUAGACUCGCAACUUCUCUGCUCUCUGCGCAUAAUCAACCAUGAGGAGGGGAAAUUUAAACCCUACUCUUAAUCUCAAGCUCUCUCUUCCUUCUCCCGACGAGGAGGUCUCCCUCGCUAAGUUCCUGACCCAAAGCGGUACGUUUAGGGAUGGUGAUCUACUCGUUAAUAGGGAUGGAGUUCGAGUUAUUUCUCAGAUUGAAACCGAUGCUCCUCCUCCUCCUAUUCAGGCAUCAGAUAACCAGCUAACCUUAGCAGAUGUAGACACAAUCAAAGUCAUUGGAAAGGGAAAUGGUGGAUUUGUGCAAUUGGUGCAACAUAAAUGGACGGGUCAGUUUUUUGCACUAAAGAUUAAUGAUGUUGCUCAUACUCAGGUAAUCCAAAUGAGCAUAGAAGAGUCCACACGCAAACAGAUUGCGCGGGAAUUGAAGAUCAACCAAUCAUCACAAUGUCCAUAUGUUGUUGUCUGUUAUCAGUCUUUCUAUGAUAAUGGUACCAUCUCUAUUAUCUUAGAGUAUAUGGAUGGUGGAUCUCUCGCAGAUUUUCUGAAAAAAGUCAAAAUAAUUCCAGAACCAUAUCUUGCUGCUAUUUGUAAACAGGUGCUAAUGGGUUUGCUUUAUCUUCAUCAUGAAAAACACAUUAUCCAUAGGGACCUAAAACCUUCUAAUCUACUAAUAAACCAUAGAGGGGAAGUCAAAAUUACUGAUUUUGGAGUGAGUACAGUAAUGGCAAGUACCUCAGGGCAGGCAAAUACCUUUCUUGGGACGUACAACUAUAUGUCUCCCGAGAGAAUUAUUGGAGGAAGCCAUAGCUACAAAAGUGACAUAUGGAGUUUGGGGUUAGUAUUGCUCGAGUGUGCAACAGGGAAGUUCCCAUAUACACCACCAGAGCAAGAUGAAGGAUGGAUUAACUUUUAUGAACUUAUGGAAGCCAUUGUUGAGCAACCACCACCUUCUGCACCCUCCAACCAAUUUUCUCAGGAGUUCUGCUCAUUCAUAUCCGCAUGUGUACACAAAGACCCAAAAGAUAGACUGUCAGCACAGGAACUUCUGAAUCAUCCAUUCCUAAGUAAGUAUGAAGACUCGCAUGUAGAUCUCUCAUCUUACUUCACCGAUGCAGGAUCUCCACUUGCAACCUUCUAAGUCAUAUAUGGUAUGUGAGUUAUGGACUCAAUUUAUAACAUGAAUAACAUGUCCAUCAUUCCCUUCAUGAGGAUAGAAUCUAGCGUGCUUCAACCUGCUGUCAUUUGUAUUUGUGGCUUAUUUGUUCAGACCCUGAAUCUUUUACUAUGGUGAUGAUAAAUUUGUAGUUCUUGCCAUUAGUUCUGCAAUAUGGUAAUGAUGGAUCGGUAAUUCUCUCUUGUUGUUCA